AUGAGGGACCUGUUCGACUCCUCAAAUCAUGCCUUAUGGGAGGAGAAAAUAAAGAAGGAGCUGGUUGCUCGGGUCACCUGGAAUAUCCGCUAUGGCCACAAGUACCUGAAAGAGAGAUCCAGGACCAGGAAGCAGCCCCGGCAGGCCUCCUUUGGGUCAGUCUUGAAGGCAGACCCAGUGCCAACCGCUGGCUCCCCUGUCAGAAAAGAGGCACAGUCGGGAUGGCUAGAGACCAAGGUGGUCCAGGACCAACUGUUCAAGCCUGGAGGUGUCCAGGGAGACACAGUGAGGCAGGCAAGGGGAGCCCCUCGGUACACAGCCGCCCAAGGCAGGCCAGAGAACUUAGAAAUGAGGCAACCCACCCCAGCCACUCUGAAGCUGCUCUUCCAAGGCAUCUCCCAUGAUGGCCAGGGCCGGACCCUAUACCUCAAGGAGCGGAAUCGACUAAUACCAGAGGAGAAGUACAAGUACCCGAUCGUGUCUUCCUGGGAGUAUGGCUGGCACGUGGGGGACGCCAUGAAGGAUUCCAAUAUCCCAGCUCAUGCCAGAACUCAUUCCAUCGCAAAUACAUUUUACACCAAAAAGGGCAUUUUCCAUGUUUCACGGAGAUCAGAUGACUUCAUGUGA
This is a messenger RNA of Phodopus roborovskii (desert hamster), 627 nucleotides long. Its product is annotated as protein ATP6V1FNB. The transcript has 2 exons. The coding region runs from base 1 to 627 and encodes 208 amino acids. NCBI's taxonomy places the organism in Eukaryota, Metazoa, Chordata, Mammalia, Rodentia, Cricetidae. The record is from RefSeq and is a predicted model, not a curated record.